AUGACUCAGGGUAUCGCUACUUUGGGGCCUACGGCGGUUAAAUUCCUGCAGUGGGUCGGGACGAGGAAGGAUAUCUUUCCGGAGUCGGUGAGUCGGCUCGCCGUUCGAUACCAGGCCAACGUUCCGGCCGACCCGUUCCCGUUUACCUGGCUGAGCAUAAUGGAUGCCAUCGACCGUGACAGAACACAGCGCGCUCUUAACCCAGGAUCGGGGCGAUGGUACACUCUCUGGCGCACGGAAGAGCUGGACGAGCAGGAAGUUUACGUGAAACCCGACGCGGUGGGCGGGGGUAGUGUCGCUCAGGUGCAUGCCGUCAUGAUCCGUGGACUUGGCCGCGUUUCCAAACGACCGAGAUGGGAAAAGGCCGUGAUGAAGGUGCUACGCCCGGGAGUCCGCACCAAGAUUGAAGCCGACCUGUGGUGGCUGAACCGGCUUGCCAGGUGUGCCUCUGUACUGCAAGGAGAGUCACAUAAUUGGCUACCGCUCGAUGAAUAG
Molecule: messenger RNA, 495 nt
Organism: Gregarina niphandrodes
Lineage: Eukaryota; Apicomplexa; Conoidasida; Eugregarinorida; Gregarinidae
Product: putative ubiquinone biosynthesis protein UbiB
Exons: 1
Coding region: 1-495 (164 amino acids)
Cellular component (GO): mitochondrion
Source: RefSeq, a predicted model, not a curated record